UUCCUGUUUACCAAUUGAAGGAUUGUGGAUUGCAACAUCGCCGCGUUUUUCCCUCCACGCUAGUACAUGCCCACUUUACUCCCCGCACGCUCGUCUUAUUAAUCAGUUGUGUGGCCUCGUCUAUGCCGCGUGUCGCCGUGGGAGGAUAUUUGACACGAAGAGUCAUGAGGACUUGACAUUGAGAAGACAACCGCAGGCCGUAGAGGAUCCCCGGUGUUUCCUGAGUGCAGCUGACCGGCGAGCGAUCACUCCGUAUCGGCUGUCCGCUGCCGCGUCAGCGCGCAGCUGAAAGUAAAAUACUUGUUUUUAACGACUGGACGGAUUUAAAUGAGCCUAAAUAAAGUAGCUGCGACCAGUUAGCAGUACUCGGGAGGUCUCCGUGGCGCCUGCGGGCUGGAGUGCUACUUUUCCGGACAAGGGGAACACCGCCGGUGCCCUGAAUUCAGGAAGACCCUCCGGCCCCCUCAAGAGGGUAGCCAGGAAGGGAUGGCCUGGUCGGUCUUCCCGCCCCAGCGGACAAGGUGCUGCGGUGUUUGAAGGAGGUCGAGUCCGGUUAGAGUCCACCGCCGCCACCGCAGCGGUUCGAGGCACCAUGAUGGCCGCCUCUCCCUCCGCGGCCCCCGGCUUGACGGACGCUGGGCUGUCGGCCAGAAAGAGUGAGGACAUCGCGGAUUUGAUAGACGUCUUUUCCAAGGCCCAGUACCGAGCGAAGGAAGUCACUCCUCGGAUGGAGGCCAUAGAAAAGCGUUGUUUGGAGUUGUUUGCCAAAGAUUACAAGUACAGUGUCAUCCACAACACAAACGGAGAAGUUUGUGGUCAUUACCCACGACAGAUCGUCUUCCUGGAGUACGAGUGCGCCGAACUGGACCGUGACAGGUUUGAGAGUACAGUGCAGAUCAGUAAACUGCAAGAUUUGGUGAAUCGCAGUAAGCUGGCUCGCUGCAGGGGGAGGUUCGUCUGUCCGGUCAUUCUCUACAAUGGCAAGCAUAUAUGUCGUUCAUCUACUCUGGCAGGCUGGGGGGAGCUCUAUGGACGCACAGGAUAUAACUACAUAUUCUCUGGAGGUAGUGAUGAUACAUGGGCGGAGUCAGAGGAGGUUCCUCAGGAUGAGAGCGCCGUCAGGAACGGGGACUCCCAGCUCUUUGACAAGGUCAGAGGUCACGACAUCAAGCUGCUGCGCUACCUGUCAGUUGGCUACAUCUGCGACCUCAUGGUGGAGAAUAAGAAGGUUAAGUUUGGCCUAAAUGUGACGUCUUCCGAGAAGGCAGACAAAGCCCAACGCUAUGCAGACUUCACUUUGCUCUCUGUGCCUUACCCAGGAUGUGAGUUUUUUAAGGACUACAAGGACAGGGACUACACGGCUGAGGGCCUGGUAUUCAACUGGAACCAGGACUUUGUGGACGCUCCUUUGACAAUCCCGCCAUGCUUCACUAAGAACCUAAACAUCGACUGGGCUCAGUACCAGUCAUGGGAUCUGGUGGAGCAGACACAAAACUACCUGAAGCUGCUGCUGCAUAUCAUCAACAGUGAUGAUGACAAUGGUCUCCUUGUUCACUGCAUAUCAGGCUGGGAUCGAACUCCUCUCUUUGUUUCUCUUCUCAGGCUUUCUCUUUGGGCAGAUGGUGCUGUGCACGCCAGUCUGGACCCGGCCCAGAUCCUCUAUUUGACCAUUGCUUACGACUGGUUUCUCUUUGGUCACAUGCUGCCAGACCGACUCUCCAAGGGGGAGGAGAUUUUCUUUUUCUGCUUCAAUUUUUUGAAGCACAUUGUCUCAGAGAAAUUCUCUGCUGUUCGAAAACAGAGAAGGAAGAACUCUCACUUGAAGGAGAGCGACUUCACCCUAGAGGACCUCUGCCAGUUAAAGUCGAGGGAUCGUGGUAGUGUGACCAGUCUGAGCAGUGAGUUUUCCCUAAUCACUGAGGAGGCAGGUGUAGCUUCCAGUUUCACCAGCGACACUGUGGACCUCUUCACCAGCCAGCCUCCACUGUCCACUUGGAAAAAAGGCACCACUUCCUCUCCUCAAAUGGUCGUGUGGGCCAAACCAAACCCUCUGGAUGAACCGCUCCCAAACCCCCUCAGUGAGGCCAGGUCUUCCAGCUCCUCCUCCUCCAACCAUUCGGAACAUGCCGUCACACGCACUGGCAGCAGCCCGUUGGCUGUCCCUGGCCGAAGGUUAGCAUCAGACUACGCUCGCUCUGGGUCUUCUCUGUCGACAGAGUACGGCAGUUGGCAGAUAGUAUCAGGUUGCGGCAGCAUCCAUGAUCAUCCUCCUUUGCCGCCACCUCUGGCCUGCGCAUCCUCCACCUCGUCUGCCGUGGCUGCUCCCUAUGACUCCCCCCUGCCUUUCAGCUUCCAGGAGGAGGGUCCCAAUGGGCGCAUGCAUUGCUUCCCCUCCGAGCGUCAGGCCCGUCUAGAAGCGGUACGGGAAACCUUCCUGGCGGCCUACAGCUCCACGGUAGGUCUGAAGUCCGUGGUGUCCAGCCCCUCCGCCGCAAUCUCAGGCCUCCUCGAGCAGUUCGCCCGUGGCGUCGGCCUUCGAAGCACCAACGCCAUCGUCUGACCGCCUUUUCUCGGAAGCGACUGUGGGCGACAGUAAAGUGCCAAACAUCCCUCAUACAGGAAGUUCUUCUCCUCUUAAAAUCACCCUUUUCUUAUGUCACUUUUUCAUCAGUCCAUCUACAAGUUGAACCUGGUCCAGACCCUAUCGUGGAGUCUGGUUCCACCUGGUUCCAAUCACCUUUGUGUUUACCCCAUUGGAUGGUGGCUCUAUGGGGGCGGGGCUUUUUUUCUUUAGGCACCUAACUUUUCAAUCCCAUUUCUGGGGUGACGAUUGUAUUCAGAUUGAUUCUCGAUUCAAAUCGAUUCUCGCAACGUAUUUUUUGGUAGAAUAUAUACAGUACAGGUCAAAAGUUUAGACACACCCUCUCCUCAUUCUUCCUUAUUUUCAUGACAUUGUAGAUUGUCACAUCAAAACUGUGAAUGAACACGUGGAGUUAUGUACUUAACAGAAAAAAGGUGAAAUAACUGAAAACAUGUUUUAUGUUCUAGUUUCUUCAAAAUAGCCAACCUUUGUUCCGAUUACUGCUUUGCACACUCUUGGCAUUUUCUCCAUGAGCUUUAAGAGAUCGCCACCUGAAAUUGUUUUCACUUCACAGGUGUGCUUGAAGCUCAUGGAGGGAAUGCCAAAAGUGUGCAAAGCAGUAAUCGGAACAAAGGUUGGCUAUUUUGAAGACACCGGAAUAUAAAACAUGUCUUCAGUUAUUUCACCUUUUCUUUGUUAAGUGCAUAACUCCACAUGUGUUUUAUAUUCUAGUUUCUUCAAAAUAGUCACCUGUUGCACCGAUUACUUUUUAGCACACUCUUGGCAUUCUCUCCAUGAGCUUCAAGAGGCAAUUACCUAAAAUGGUUGUCACUUCACAGGUGUGCUUGAAGCUCAUGGAGUGAAUGCCAAGAAUGUGCAAAGCAGUAAUCGGAGCAAAGGGUGGCUAUUUUGAAGAAACUACAAUAUGAAACAUGUUUUCAGUUAUUUCAACAUUUGUUCGGUGCAUAACUCCACGUGUGUUCAUUCAUGGUUUUGAUGUGACAAUCUACAAUGUAAAUAGUCAUGAAAAUAAAGAAAAGAUAUUGAAUGAGGUGUGGCCUGUACUAUACAUACAUACAUACAUACAUACAUACAUACAUAUAUAUAUAUAUAUAUAUAUAUAUAUAUAUAUAUAUAUAUAUAUAUAUAUAUGUGUAUAUAUGUAUGUAUAUAUAUAUAUAUAUAUAUAUAUAUAUAUAUGUAAUGAUUGUAUUUUAUUUUUUCUAAAGUUAUAGGUUAGAAAAGCUAUUUUUGUGUGCAAAGAAAUGGCCAACAGUACAAAAAAAUGUUUUCCUUUUUUUUCCUUUUAAUCCAAUGUUUUUAAAAUCAGAAAUCGAUUUAGAAUCAGAAUGAAUAAGAAUCACAAUUUGAUUGUGAAUUGAUUUUUUACCAGGUGCUUACCUCAAAGCCCCUCCCCCGCAACCAGGUUUUCUUUAAUCACUAAUCUUUGUCCUUUCCUCGGCUUGUUUCAUCUGUUCACUGCCUUCAGAGUUUGGGAGGGAAUGGUUUUCAUUCAUGUAACAAAACGGGCGUGUGAUCAGACUCCAUUAUUGCCUUCUGUUGGAUUUAAUGCCAAUUUAGACCAACUCAGCACUUAUUGUCUUGUGAUGAAAUUGGCAUCCUCAUGCUCACAUGUCUUCAUUGACAUCCCAUUGAGGAUACUCCUAUACAAAAAAAGGUUUUGGACCCCCUGCUGCUUGAGUGCGUUGAACCCUUACAAAGAUGUGAAGAGUAGAGGGACAGAAUGUCAAAGAGAAUUAGUUUAAGGACAUUAACUGUAAAUAUGAACCAUUUCUUGGCCAAAUAGUGCUCCCUUCCUCACAUAGUUUCUUGUUGAUGAUCCACUCCAGCUCCUUUCACAGCUCUUUGAGAUCAGGAGUACUUUAUUAAAGGAACAGGACUCAAUUGUGUGUUUCACGGACACUCAACCACUUUGUGGGAUACAACGCUUGCUACUCAUUACAGUAAGUUAUCUCAUCCUUGCUGUCAGUCAGUUAGUUAGUCAGUCAGUUGGUCUUCAAAAUAUCUCACAGAGUUAUGGCCAGAUGUUUAGAUUUUGGGCCUUAUCCAAAUCGUUUCUCUGGAUGACUGACAAGCGAGUUCGCUCUGUUUUUUUCUUCCCGCUUUAAGCAACUGAAAAAGUUAUGGACGGAUUCUCAUGAAAGUUUCCGGAUAUGUCAAAAACAGGAUAAGGAACAACUGAUUCCAUUUUGGGCCUGAUCCUAAUACUUUCUACUGUGUUGCUUUACAUUUGUCUUCUGUGUGUGAGAGAGGCUUCACUUUGUAGCUUUCAUUCUGCUAUAGAUGGUUCCAAAUGUUACAGCUGAAUUUUGACGAAACUCCCCGAAAUGGGGUAAGGCACUUGUGAUGAGAUUUCAGGGCUGAUCCAGAUCACCGUCUGCAUUCAGGACUUGUUUGAUACUGGGAAGUAAGGCCUGGUGGAGGUGUAAGGCUCAAACUUUCUUUUUUUGCAUUCUGUCUCCCUUUGACAAAUAAGAAAUGUUUAUAUCUUUGUAAGGGGGUAACGUUACAAACUCGUCAGGGGAUCCAAUACUUAUGUUGCUACUGUACGUCAGGAAAGCUGUUGUGUAAACGGGGGGGUUGUCAUCCAGACACUCGUAUUCUAAGGACUCUGUAUGGGUUACAUGAUUUGUUUGACAUCUUGUUGAUGUUCUCUUCAAAUUUUAGUCACCAGCUUUGAUGGCUUUUGUACCUCAGGAUGCUUUUGGUGCUUUUUGUGUUCAUGUCCAUGAACGACUGAUCCCUUCUCGAGACCUUGGCUCAACGGUUCAGGUGCACUCACGUGGGUUCAUGUGAAAUGUUUAGUUUCAGGAGUUGUUCGAGUAUCUAUUUUUUAUUUUUUUUUUGGCCCCGAAUUGAGCAGUAGCAUCAUUAGCUUUGCAAUAAACAAUAUGGGUUGAUGACAUCAUAAUCAUAUCACAAUCGCUUGUGUGUCUUACGGCCGGAGGAAAGUCACUAUUUGGAGAAACGCACUUACUCAUGCCAAGACUCGAAUGAGAAGGGGUUUUGUAUGCUUUUAUUUUUUUCUAUUUUUUUUUAGAUCUGGACAUUUUUGAAAGUUGGGAAAAUUACAAUGUUAUUUUUUUGGUGUGUUUUUUUUUUAGUUUUCUCCAAAAGUGACUACUCAAAUAAACAUGGCACUUCUGCUGAUUCAGAGUGUUCACAUUUUUAUACUUUGGACUUUUGAUCUUUUUUGAGCACACAUCUCACAGGCGGUUAAGGGAAUAAUUAUGCUGUUCCCUCUAAUUUUUUCAUCUGUCUGAGCAAACGCACAAACUGCCUGAGCUUUCAGUGAGCAACAUCCGACGUGCACACUGUCACCACACUAGCAUCACAUCUGUACUAGGGCUGACAUAAGUUCAACUUCUUAUUGUAAUAAUGAAAUAACAGCAGUCAUUUCCUUUAUAUUAUUUUCUAAUAUAACUGACUGAAAAUAAAAAAAAUAUUGGUUUUUCAUGA
Messenger RNA from Nerophis ophidion (straightnose pipefish), 6061 nucleotides. It is a transcript of the gene mtmr14, whose product is annotated as myotubularin related protein 14. Lineage: Eukaryota; Metazoa; Chordata; Actinopteri; Syngnathiformes; Syngnathidae. The record is from RefSeq and is a predicted model, not a curated record. The coding region runs from base 593 to 2560 and encodes 655 amino acids. Gene Ontology annotation, biological process: dephosphorylation. Gene Ontology annotation, molecular function: phosphatidylinositol-3-phosphate phosphatase activity. The transcript is spliced from 19 exons.